This is a messenger RNA of Scaptodrosophila lebanonensis, 2233 nucleotides long. It is a transcript of the gene Ppcs, whose product is annotated as phosphopantothenate--cysteine ligase. The transcript has 5 exons. Bases 799 to 1740 code for a protein of 313 amino acids. Lineage: Eukaryota; Metazoa; Arthropoda; Insecta; Diptera; Drosophilidae. Gene Ontology annotation, cellular component: cytoplasm; nucleus. Gene Ontology annotation, molecular function: phosphopantothenate--cysteine ligase activity. The record is from RefSeq and is a predicted model, not a curated record. Gene Ontology annotation, biological process: coenzyme A biosynthetic process.
ACUCGCGCAUUCAUUUGAUACAGUUUUGUGGCGAUUUUAAGUGCGCCUGUUCUGUUCUGUUUCGUGUUCGUCCCGUUUUGUAUGUGCGUGGCAUUUCAAUUCAGUUAUUCAGACUCCCAACGUACUCGUUGCUGUGCACAACAAAAAGAGUGCGCGCUUUGUUUGACAAACAGCAACAACAACAGUAGAAAACAGCUCGUAAUAAGCUCGCUGUGAGUUCAUUGAUAAGAACGCACAAGUGAAAGUUAACGGAAAGCUGCGGACACUGCAGUCGUGUUCGUCGACGCAGUCGUGUUGUUGUUGCCGUCGUAGUCGCAGUCAAAGUCAAAGUCGCUGUUCGCUGUCGUAGUUCCUUUCGUAAAAAGUGAAAAAUAUUGAAUUAAAAUUGUACAAAGUAGUUGAGUGUGUAUAUUGCGCUUGUGCUUAAAGAUUUAAUUAAUUUAUUGAUGUUGCUUAGUUUAGUUGUUGUUGCUGCUACCGUUCUGAUUGAUUGAGUGAUUGUGAUGUGUUAGAAAAAAAGACCGCGCUUUCUCUGUUACUCGCGCUCGCUUUCUCUCUUCCCUCGCACCACUUCUGUACUGAAAGAGUUGUUUGUUUGUGUCGUAAAUUUUGUUGUUGCUGUUGUUGUUGGUAUGCUAUGCCGUCAUAUCAAUUAACGGCAAGUAUAGCAUAGUUUCCGGCGCCAACAUUUUUUGUGCUUCCACGCGCGCGCUUCCGCUUUGACGCAAUUAACAAAGGCAAACGUUAAUUAAUAAAAAAAAAAAGAAGAAUAAAAACAAAAAUAGCAACAACAUAGCCAUGACACACUGGGAGGAUUUCUACAAUACACAUCUGCCGCCCGCAGAUUUCGAGGAUAAUCGCUCGCUACUGAAGGAGUUCUGCGAGCGACACAAUAAGCUGCAGAAUCGCAUUGUGCUUGUAACGUCCGGCGGCACGACCGUGCCCCUGGAGCACAACACAGUGCGGUUUGUGGACAACUUUAGUGCCGGCACUCGCGGCUCUGCCUCGGCCGAAUAUUUUCUGGAUCAUGACUAUGCCGUCAUCUUUAUGUACCGCCACAAAUCCCUCGAGCCCUUCACGCGUCACUUCACCGGCCAGCAAUUCUUUGACAUGCUGGACAUUGCUGACAAUAGCCAGAGCUCCACAAUAGCCAUAAAGCCGGACUCGGUUGAUGUGUUUGCCCCGGUUCUGGCCAAGUACAAGAUUGCUCGUGAGACGCAAAUGAUAUUGUACGUGAAUUUCACCAGCGUCGUCGACUAUAUGUGGCUGUUGCGUGCCGCCUGCGAGUGCCUGGCGGCGUUCGAGGAGCGGGCUGUACUCUACUUGGCGGCAGCCGUAUCGGAUUUCUAUAUACCCGAGGACAUGAUGCCCACACACAAAAUGCAAUCCGGUGAUGGCGCGCCAACGAUUUCGCUGCAAUUGGUGCCAAAAAUGUUAGCGCCACUCGCCAGCUUGUGGGUUCCGCACGCCUAUGUGGUGUCCUUUAAACUGGAAACGGAUGAGAAUUUAUUGAUUGUCAAGGCGCGCGACAGUCUAAACAAAUACAAGCACAAGUUGGUCAUCGCAAACGUGCUACAGACACGCAAACAUCGCGUGGUCUUCGUUACACCCACAGAUUCCUAUGAGUUGCAUUUGAGUCGCGAACAAGCGCACCAAGGCUUGGAGAUCGAGGAGCCCAUUGUGGCCGAUGUGGUGCAAAAACAUGGGGACUUUAUCGUCAGCGCCCAACAGCGCCAAUGACCAUUAUCAAUGCGCCGACGGCAGCAACAGCAGCUGGGCGCGGGGAACAGCAGCGAGGGGGUGAGCAGCGCAUCGUCGACCACCGUAGGCUCCGAUUAUUGCGUGACCAGUGCGCAUUGUUGUCGCGUUCUGAAUCCAGGCACGCCGAGCUUCGGGCGCAAAUAUUAAGCAGGCUAGCGGCGCGCCGUAGAGUUUUAGCGAAAUUACAUUUGCAUUAUCUAUCGGUUCUGGGUUCGUUAUGCUGAGCCUAUUUACAGUGUUUGUGUUUGUUCCAUUAAUAACGAUGCUAUUGUUGGUGAUUAUCUAGCUAUAUUCAUACAUUUUGUUAAUGUUUCACUUAUUGUUAUUGGGUAAGGGUACGGCAAACUCUUGAGAAAUGAUGUCACGUAUUGGUUCUAUUUUGUGCUUUUGUUUUCCCGGCUUUUAUGUCAUCAGGCAUACGCCGCGUAUGUCCCGAGAGGCAUCAAUAAACCUUUUUUGAUUUAUGUGAUUA